Acanthaster planci (crown-of-thorns starfish) is the source of this 2185-nucleotide messenger RNA. RefSeq lists its product as uncharacterized. The record is from RefSeq and is a predicted model, not a curated record. NCBI's taxonomy places the organism in Eukaryota, Metazoa, Echinodermata, Asteroidea, Valvatida, Acanthasteridae.
UCUAAACAAAUGCACUGUGAAGGAAAACCUUUUUUAGCUAUUAGUUCUCGGUUACCCACCAAAUUGCAUUGUCUUUCCAGUCCUGGACAAACUGGGACUAGUCCAGCCUUUCUGACAUGGUUUUUCACGGUAGUAGCGGAUUGACCGACCCCGUCCGACAUUGUGUGAUAGUUGAGCGAUAGAUGGCGCCAUUUACGUUUAGGCCUAAAAUAGCGCACGUAGCGCGCGGCGGGCCGGCCGUGCAGCGUAGCAGUCAAGGCGACGCAACAGCUGCCUGUAUAUACGGACCCAGUCUCACAAUACCACGCAAGAAGAUUGCAAAAUCUUUGCCCGGUCGGGGGGAAUUCACUGUCGAAUCAAUAACGUUGGUCAGAAGAGGCACCUGGACAGAACAGCUGUCAGCCCAGCUAGCAAUAUGGCCGAUAUGAAGCCCAAACGCCUGGCCUUGUGGACCCAUCCAAGGUCCCUGUCCACAGCCAUGGUGAUGAGUUUCGCCAACUACGGCAGUGUAGAGGUCUUCUUUGAGAUGUACGGAGGAGCGUUUGCCUUUGGGCCUGAGAAGAAGAUGGCCACUCCAAUGCCGGUACCCAUGGAGGAACACCUGACGUUUGAUGCGGUCAGGUGUCAGCUGGAAACAGCUUAUCCCGAGCGCGACUUGGUCUUCAUGAAAGAUCAUGCCCUCUCACUAGACGGGAAGUACGAAAGGCUGCCGGUGGGCUUCUGCCACACAUUCCUCAUCCGGGAGCCAGCCCAGACGGUGCUGUCCAACUACAAGAUGGGCCUGCGGGGUGGCCUGUCCACCGACCAGUUCCUGCAGAUGACGCAGCUGGUACUGGGCAAGACGCAAGGCUACAAGGAACUGGUGGAGCUGGUGGAGCAUGUAGAGGGCACCCUCCAGCAGCGUGCAGUGGUACUGGAUGCAGAUGACCUCCGGCGUAACCCGGAGGGGAUGCUGCGGGUGUACUGCCAGGCCGUGGAUCUACCCUUCAGGGACUCGCUCCUGAAAUGGGAUCCCAUCACAGAAAUUCCCUGGAACAUCCCGAAGUCAUUGCUGGCCUUCAACCAAGCGAACGGGGCCUAUGAGAAUGCCCUCAAGAGCACCGGCUGGAUCCCACCCAACCCUAACCCCCCGGAUCUCAGCGACUUUCCCAAGCCGCUGUUGGACUUGAUGGAAGAGGCGAGACCAUUUUACAAAAAGCUUUACGCUAAACGACUCCAGCUUGCAUAGCCUAUGUGAUGUCCAACGCCUUUAGCACAAAAAAGCAGGUGCAUCAAGUUUCAGAUUGUGUCUGUUGCUGGUGUCAGUGUCGACAUGUAGCCCUUAUACGUAAAUUGAUUGAUCAGGUUUAAGUUUUGUUUAAACCCCAACUGAAAUUUUCAUUUAUUUCUCUGAAUACAUGUUGGUCGUGCCCUUCGCAGGGUUCCAACAGGCAAAUUGUAGCCUUGCCAAAGUUUAUGAUUCAAACUUCAUGCCAGAUCUUUUUGCACUCAUGCUCUUUAGUGCAGUACCAAAUGUAGUUUCCUCUCCAGAUUCCUUAAGAUUACAGCGACGUUUUGUAAAUAAUCGCCGACAGCGAUAGACAGGUGGAACCCUGUACAUAUAGGUGAAUCUGUAGCACAGGUAGUUCUCAUUACAGGUAAGCUCCUGUCAGGUGUAGAGAUCGUGUUGUGUAAUGUGCUGUGUGUUUAGGUCAAGAACUAUCAGUGCCACGUCACUUUAUACUUGUGCAUUGGGAAAAUUGUAGCCUAAGUAGGGAUAGUUGUUUAUACAUAUUUUGAUUUUUGGUUUGGAUACUUCAUGUAUUUGUCAACCGGUUGUUGAUGGUACCCGGGAUAUACAUGUAUUGAGAGUGCAGGUUGCUAGAGAAAAUCCACCAGCAGUCGACGAAUAAUCAACGCUCAAACUCACCUUAUGGUGUAGUGUUGUGGUCAAGAUCUCUUGGAGCCACCACAAGACCAACACAAGGCCUCCUGUCUGAAUUCCCGUCACAAGACAUUCAAAUCAACUGCAACAAAAGUAUUCCUUUUGUCAGUGUUGAGCCUGUUACUUGCGACUGGUCUCGUGUCUGGUGUUGUGAUGAUUCUUGGCUACAACACUGCUGGUGUGUCAGGUAUGAGUUUGUUUCUGCAUUCAACUGGGGACCCUGAACAAUAGAGGACAAUAAGGUCCCCGAUUGACAGAAGG